AGGACUUGGCACACUACAAAGUGGCACCAUCGAUUAUUUGCAACGCUUUUUGGGAUGGUUGUUGUAGACGCCUACAGCGCCUAUCAAUACGAGGCAACAGCAGCAGACUGCCUCGAUUCUUCUAUCGCUGAUUUCAACUCUUUCAUCUCUCAGCUCUCGUAUCAAUUGAUUUUUAAUGACUUUACAAUGCAGCGCUCGACUCGAGUGGGUACUGGGCAUCAUAAUAAGGAAGAUGCAGCUCCGACACACACACUGCGAGCGUUUAGCACGCUGGAGCAGUAUCCGUGCCUCAGUGGGAUGGCGUUGCGCGCUCAGCGAAAGUGUGGCGUUUGUGGGAAGAAG
Messenger RNA from Phytophthora sojae, 342 nucleotides. RefSeq lists its product as hypothetical. The record is from RefSeq and is a predicted model, not a curated record. Lineage: Eukaryota; Oomycota; Peronosporomycetes; Peronosporales; Peronosporaceae. The annotation marks the transcript as partial. The transcript has a single exon.